Rhizophagus irregularis DAOM 181602=DAOM 197198 is the source of this 1119-nucleotide messenger RNA. RefSeq lists its product as uncharacterized. Lineage: Eukaryota; Fungi; Glomeromycota; Glomeromycetes; Glomerales; Glomeraceae. The record is from RefSeq and is a predicted model, not a curated record.
AUGCCAAAAUUCGCCGUUAGAGAGUGGGCUGAACUUAUUUCAGAUCCUAUUUCCAUGGGAGAACAAGAUAAACGAAUCUUUGAGCAUGCUGAUUUGCCUUCAGUAAAUGAUAAGUUGUCAAUAACAUUACGAUUGAAAAUUAAUAAACAUCGUUCUAAUUGGGCUACAAUUUUUCAUAAAGGUGCGGAAUCAUCAGAUUGUACCCCUAGCCUUUGGUUGACGAAAAACAAUUCCGCAUUAACUCCUCGAUUCAAAGGCAACUGGAGUAAUUAUGUAGGAUUUUCAGAGAUUGGUGAUGGACUUAUAUUAGACAAAUGGCACCAUAUAGCUUACACACUUUCUGAUCUUGAAAAAAGAUUAGAUAUCUAUGUAGAUGGUGAAUGGAUUGGAUUUUAUUCUAUUCCAAUAGUUAAAGACCAAAGAGUUAUUUUUAAUGAUGGACCAUUGCAUAUUGGAUGCGCUCACAAUUACUAUGGGUUUAUUGGCGAAAUUAGCAAUUUUCGUUAUUUCAACUGGCGUUUAUCUGCUGAGGAAGUGAAGGAAGACUUUUUCAAUGAAUCUCAGAAGAAGCCAAUUGUAUGCGGGUCAAAAAUUGCCCUCGUACAUGUAUCUACUAGAAAAUAUUUAUCUACUAAAGGAGUUAAAUACGAUUUUGCUCCAAAAAAUAAGCACUAUAUGGUUAUUUGUAGUGGUCAGGAAAUAGAUUUGAAAAAUGAUGUUUGGACAGUAAUUGGAGCUAAUGGUAAAAGUAUAAAUGAAGGGGAUCUUAUAUCUCUUAAUAAUAUUAUUGGAUUUAGACAUCAAGAAACAGGUUGUUAUUUACAUUCUCAUAAUACUAGUUAUGAGAGAGUUACGCCAAUAUCAAAACUACAACAAGUAACCUUGUGUUCAGAUAGAUGUAUGGAUGAUAAUUGGCUCAUUAGACGUUAUAAUUCUAUCACUUCAUAUGAUACCGGUCAUUUAAUGAAUGGUGAUAUCAUUUGUCUUUUCCAUAUUAAUACCAAUAAGCAAGCACUUUACAGUCAUACCGUUUUAUUAGGCGAUGAAUCUCAAGAAGUUUCUUGUUAUGGAGAUGGAAGUGAAAAUAAUAAUAAGUGGCGAAUUGAAUUAAUUAACUGA